UCAUUAUUCAUUGCUGCAAUCAUGAGUCCUUACACAAAUGAUGUGUUUCUUCUGCUUUUCUUGUUCUUUCAUUCCUCACAACUCUGUCUCUCCACAAAGUCUACCCCUCCUUGCCAUGAACGAGAGCGACAAGCUCUUUUGAAAUUUAGAUCAAGUUUCUUCAACACCUCUGAUGGACCACUUGGUUCUUGGGAGGGACUUAAUUGCUGUCACUGGAAAGGUGUUGGUUGUGAUUUUAUUUCAGGACAUGUUAUCAAGCUUGAUCUUGGGCGACCAUGCUCUUUUGCUUUCUGCAACUAUGCAUUAGUAGCGAAAGCUGUGGACCCUUCAUUGUUGGAGUUGGAACAUUUGAAUUACUUGGACUUGAGUGGAAACUAUUUUCAUUCAAGUCAUAUACCAGAGUUCCUUGGUUCCAUGAAGCAGUUGAGAUACCUCAACCUCUCUUAUUCUUUCAUUAGUGGCAUGAUUCCCCAUCAUGUUGGCAACCUUUCAAACCUUCAAGUUCUUGAUCUUUCUCAUCAAGGGGCUGAUCUUUCACAUCAAUGGGCAGAUUUAUAUGCUGAUGACAUGGCUUGGGUUUCAAAACUCUCAUCAUUGAGACACAUAGCAAUGACUAAAGUGUCCCUUAAGAAGGCACACAAUUUGUUUCAGGAAAGAUUCCAAGCAAGAUAGCAAACAUGAAGUCAUUGGAAUCCAUUGAUCUAUCAAGCAACCAACUUUUUGGUCCUAUUCCCAGCAACAUGUCCUCCAUGACUUCAUUGAGUUUUUUAAGUUUAUCAAACAAUAAUUUUUCAGGACCUAUUCCUAAAGGGGCUGAAUUCUCUACCUUUGGUCCAUCUUCUUAUAUUGGCAAUCCAUAUCUUUGCGGAGAUCUUCUUCAAAAAGCAUGUCCUGAGAUUGGGAUGACCCACCUUAGCUUUCAUGAAGAGGAUGAUGAUAAAGGAAAAGAAAAGGUGUUAUUUUACUUUGUGAUAGCAUUGGGAUUCAUCACAGGAUUCUGGGUAGUUAUUGGAUUUUUAUUGCUCAACAAAAACUGGAGACAUGCUUGCUUCAGACAUGUGGAUAACUUUGUUGACUUCAUGUAUGUGGAAAUUCAUAUCAGGAAAGCAAGAUUCAAGAACAAGUGCAUGAACCCGGUUGUUCAUUGACAACUUCUUUUGUCAGUUACGUGUAAGGUCCACAUUGUGUGUUCCCACAAGCCUUUUAUUCUUGAUGGUCCAAUGUUAUUGAUUGUCUUGCCAAGGAUGAUCUAUGUUGUUGUUCAUGGUUAUCUCUUGUUUCAUGUAGUUGGUGUAUGGAAUUAUGAAUAAUAUACAACUUCCAUUGUGAAUUUGAGAGUA
Prosopis cineraria is the source of this 1340-nucleotide messenger RNA. RefSeq names its product receptor-like protein EIX2. The transcript is spliced from 2 exons. Lineage: Eukaryota; Viridiplantae; Streptophyta; Magnoliopsida; Fabales; Fabaceae. Gene Ontology annotation, molecular function: protein binding. The coding region runs from base 22 to 672 and encodes 216 amino acids. The record is from RefSeq and is a predicted model, not a curated record.